Messenger RNA from Clonostachys solani, 504 nucleotides. Lineage: Eukaryota; Fungi; Ascomycota; Sordariomycetes; Hypocreales; Bionectriaceae. The record is from the annotation of a GenBank genome assembly.
AUGGUCGCAGUGAAGCAGCUCGGCCUCGCAGCUCUUCUCUGGCUUGGACUCGCCAACCAAGGCCUCGCGCUGGGCAUCGACGAGACCACCAACGAUCUCAUGCUCGUGCAGAGAAGUUCGGGCAAUCUGUUCAGCAUCGUCCCGAUGCUCCCAAAGCGUAGGGCGGAGGAGAUUCAGCUUGAUGAACGCGAUUUUGAGGAGCUUGACGAGCGUGACCUCGAUCUUGAAGAGCGAGGGUUCCGCAAGGGCUUCAACCCGGGUGUUGCAAAGUGGAAAAAGCCUCGUGAUGUUGAGGAGCGGGGGUUCCGUAAGGGUUUCAACCCGGGUGUUGCCAAAUGGAAGAAGCCUCGUGAUGUUGAGGAGCGAGGGUUCCGCAACGGCUUUAACCCGGGUGUUGCAAAGUGGAAAAAGCCUCGCGAUCUUGACGAGCGAGGGUUCCGUAAGGGUUUUAACCCUGGUGUUGCCAAAUGGAAAAAGUCUCGUGAUGUUGAGGAAUCAUCCUAG